This is a messenger RNA of Saccharomyces cerevisiae S288C, 1344 nucleotides long. RefSeq names its product NAD-dependent histone deacetylase HST3 (gene HST3). Gene Ontology annotation, biological process: heterochromatin formation. Gene Ontology annotation, molecular function: histone deacetylase activity, NAD-dependent; NAD+ binding; NAD-dependent protein lysine deacetylase activity. The transcript has a single exon. NCBI's taxonomy places the organism in Eukaryota, Fungi, Ascomycota, Saccharomycetes, Saccharomycetales, Saccharomycetaceae. Gene Ontology annotation, cellular component: nucleus; chromosome, telomeric region; cytoplasm. The record is from RefSeq and is marked reviewed. The coding region runs from base 1 to 1344 and encodes 447 amino acids.
AUGACUUCAGUAUCGCCCUCGCCACCUGCCAGUCGAUCGGGCUCAAUGUGCUCCGACUUACCGUCCUCUUUGCAGACUGAGAAACUGGCACAUAUUAUAGGUCUUGAUGCCGACGAUGAAGUUCUCCGGCGCGUAACCAAGCAGUUGAGCAGAUCUAGGAGAAUUGCUUGUCUGACUGGGGCAGGCAUUUCGUGCAACGCGGGCAUUCCUGACUUUCGCUCUUCUGAUGGGCUCUACGACCUAGUGAAAAAGGAUUGUUCACAGUAUUGGUCUAUCAAGUCCGGCAGGGAAAUGUUUGAUAUUUCGCUAUUUAGAGAUGACUUCAAAAUAUCCAUUUUUGCUAAAUUUAUGGAGAGGCUCUAUUCAAAUGUUCAAUUGGCAAAGCCGACUAAGACGCACAAGUUCAUUGCGCAUCUAAAAGAUAGGAACAAACUGCUGCGCUGUUACACGCAAAACAUCGAUGGGCUCGAAGAAAGCAUAGGACUUACUUUAUCAAAUAGGAAAUUACCGCUUACCUCAUUUAGUUCACAUUGGAAAAAUCUGGAUGUCGUUCAGUUGCACGGCGACCUGAAAACUCUUUCGUGUACAAAGUGCUUCCAGACUUUUCCCUGGAGCAGGUACUGGUCUCGUUGUCUAAGAAGAGGUGAGUUACCAUUGUGUCCGGAUUGCGAAGCACUUAUCAACAAGAGAUUGAAUGAAGGAAAGCGAACUCUUGGUUCUAAUGUGGGUAUUCUAAGACCUAAUAUCGUCCUGUAUGGUGAAAACCAUCCAUCCUGUGAAAUUAUUACGCAAGGCCUAAAUCUUGACAUAAUUAAAGGCAAUCCUGAUUUUUUGAUCAUCAUGGGUACAAGUUUGAAAGUUGAUGGUGUGAAACAACUGGUAAAAAAAUUAAGUAAGAAAAUUCACGAUCGUGGCGGCCUGAUCAUUCUCGUAAACAAGACACCCAUUGGCGAAUCCUCUUGGCACGGCAUUAUAGACUACCAAAUCCACUCAGAUUGUGAUAAUUGGGUCACAUUUCUUGAAUCCCAAAUACCAGAUUUCUUCAAGACGCAAGAUCAAAUUAAGAAGUUAAGACAGUUAAAAAGGGAGGCGAGCGACUUGAGAAAGCAAAUGAAGGCCCAAAAAGACUCAAUCGGAACCCCCCCAACAACCCCUCUACGAACUGCCCAGGGGAUUGAUAUUCAAGGAAACAACGAAUUGAAUACAAAAAUAAAGUCGUUAAACACAGUUAAGAGAAAAAUACUGUCACCAGAAAACUCCAGUGAGGAAGACGAAGAGGAAAACUUGGAUACAAGAAAACGCGCUAAGAUACGACCAACUUUCGGUGACAACCAAGCCUCAUAA